ACCAUUUCGACGCUGUAGAUGUGGCCGUACGCCUUUCCAAUUUAAAUGUUACAAUGUUCUUUAAAAUAAAAUUAAUUCGUCUUCUGUGAUAUUAAAUUAUUCGGAAUGAAAGUACGAAAAAAAUAUUAGAGUAACUGUUUGGGAUUAGUGAGUGGUAAAUUGUGAAAAUGUGUUUAUUUAAAAGUAGUUUAUAUGUUUUAAUAUUUCUUUUGGCUUGUGCCGAAAUUAGCACUGAUGUAGAAGGCAGUUUGAUGUCUAUGAUGGACUUCAGAUAUUGGCGAUGUGUUAUGAAGCGAGAGAUGAAAUGUCCGGAUAGCGAAGUAAACUUCUUCCUAUUUACACCGGAGCGGCCUUACAAGCAGUGGGUUCACGUCGGCCACCGGGACCUCAGGGACUAUGGCUGGAAAUUGGCCAGGAAGAAUGUUUUCAUCAUUCACGGAUUUAACGGAACACACGCUAAGACGCCCAUAUCAUUCUUACGAGACGCAUACCUUUCUCGCAAAGACUACAAUGUGUUUAUGGUGGACUGGUCAAUGCUGUCGAGGUUCCCAUGCUAUAUGUCAGCGCUUUCGAACAUGAGGUUAGCAGCACAAUGUACUGCUCAACUAUACUCAUUGUUGACGCAAGCCGGGGCUUUAGCGAAGAUGACGACGUGCGUAGGACAUUCCCUGGGCGCCCACGUCUGCGGCAUGAUGUCGGAGCACCUCACACAAAAACAGUACAAAAUUGUAGGUCUGGAUCCAGCUCGACCGUUAGUAAGUGAGUUCGGCUCCCGACGGUUCCGUUUGACCCGGGAGGACGCGCACGUGGUACAUGUGCUGCAUACCAACGCCGGCUUCUUAGGGGAGAGUGGCCCCAUAGGACACGCAGACUUCUGCAUUAAUGGUGGACAAAGACAGCCCGGGUGCAAGGGACAUCUUAUGCGUAUAUCUCGAUGCAGUCAUUUCAUGAGUUCGUGUUACUUCGCGGCGAGUGUGCGUCGUCGUCUCCACAUAGAUGCCAUCCCCUGCGAUAGUACAUGUCCCAAACAAGGACGCUGGGGACUUCGGAUGGACAGGAAACCGGUGUUAUUAGGCAACGAUAUUCCUGACACAGCUCGGGGGAUGUAUUGUGCGCAAGUCGACAAUGAAGAGAAUUGUCCUUUCGAUUAAUCAAGACCUGUAAAUUCGUAAUGAUAGUACAAAUAUGAUACAAUUAUAAAAAUAAUUUUGUUAGGGAUUUACUUAAUUUAUGUUCUUGUUCUUAGAGAAAACAAUAUUUUAUUUUAAUGUUGUCGUUUUUAUUUUUAGUUUUAAAUUAUGUGAAUAUUUCAUGAUAUACCAAGAUUUGUGUGCGAUGUUGUGUUUCUCGGUGUAAACGUAACUGAUACAACGGUGCAGGAGAAGUUGCAAUCGUCGCUGUAGAAAACAGAUUUGAAGGUCAUGUCGCCGUACAGAAACAUACCACCGUAAUACUUCUGAGCAACUUUCUCUAGAUCAAUGUUAAAAGCAUAGUGGCCCUGUAUAAAAAACAGAAUUUGGUUUGAAAUAUAACAAUUAUUAAUAUCUGUCACAAUCGCUUAUAAAUUUGCUUCCUUAUAAUCGGAACAUGGCUAGUCGGAUUAUAAAUUAAUAAAGUUCACAAUCGUUCAGUGACAUUGUAUAGUUUCUUAAGUUAUUCAUAGUAUAAUUGUUUCGUUUGAUGAGAUCCAAAAUUUUGUGUUCAUGAUAGCAGACCGGGAACUUUCAUCUUUUGCAAUUUUAAAAAAUAUUUAUAUAAAUAGCCUACAGUAAUGCUGCGUGCAUCAGCUAUAUAUUCUAGUGAAAAUAAAUAAGAAAGACUUCUGAUAAUGAAAAAUUAGAUAAUUACUUUUAU
Molecule: messenger RNA, 1854 nt
Organism: Papilio xuthus (Asian swallowtail)
Lineage: Eukaryota; Metazoa; Arthropoda; Insecta; Lepidoptera; Papilionidae
Product: lipase member H-A
Exons: 8
Coding region: 168-1151 (327 amino acids)
Biological process (GO): lipid catabolic process
Molecular function (GO): serine hydrolase activity; lipase activity
Source: RefSeq, a predicted model, not a curated record